Molecule: messenger RNA, 381 nt
Organism: Arabis nemorensis
Lineage: Eukaryota; Viridiplantae; Streptophyta; Magnoliopsida; Brassicales; Brassicaceae
Source: the annotation of a GenBank genome assembly
AUGGCGACUUCUUGUUCUGGUCCGAAGUGGGCUCAGAAAAUCAUCACGCUUCCACCGCUAAAACGUGGAUGUCAUCUCAUCACUCCUAAGAUUAUGAAGGAAAUAUGGAAAAACUUAUCAGAUUUCAAUUGUGGCCUUGCUCAUGUCUUCUUUUUUCGGAUUCUUGAUCUAAAAACUUGUUUAAUUUUUGCAAUACAACACACAAGUGCUUCGCUCACAAUCAAUGAGAAUUACGAUCCAUAUGUUCAAGAUGAUACUGAGACUUUCUUGAACAGGAUUGUUCCUGAGGGGAAUUCAGCUCCUUGGAGGCAUACAAUGGAAGGUCCAGAUGACAUGCCAGCUCAUAUCAAAUCAUCAAUGUUUGGACGCCAACUCACGUGA